AGUGACGUAGCGGGGGCGCUUCCUAGCUGGAUUUCUCAGCUGAACCGAAACCAAACGCCCAAUAUCAGAAUGCAUCUGUACAGGUAAAUACCACAUUUUAUUUUUUUAUUGACCAACUCCAUUUCAAAACCAUUGUACUUAUGAUAAAGACAUUGUUCGUUUCAAAAAAAUUAAGUUUGUUUGUUUCUAUUGACAACUAACAGCGAUGUUGCAGCUUGCUAAGGUUGAUUAGCUAACGUUAGCGAACUAUUAACUUUAUCUGGUUGUCUACUAAGACGUGUUUAACUUUUGCUAAUAAACCUUUCAGCCAACAUGAUGAUAUUUACCUAAGCUUGAGAACAAUGUCAAACAUGCAAACUCAACGCUGACCCAGACCACUCCUCUUCACUAUCCUCAGCAGCAGCAAGCUAACGUAACCUUUAUUACACGUCCUUACAGAUUAUGAGGCUGACUAUGGACGUACAAGUCUUUCAUAAACACUGAAAACCAACAACGAGCUCUACGGGACUCUUUACAUUUUGGUUGUUUUUGUUGCAGUGAUCGACAGUCCCUGAGAUAACAUGGAUAAACAUUGAUUCAGACUGGAACCUCAAACCAAGUUUAGGACGUUUACAGCAAGAUAACACAAGAAGCUGAAAGGGUUAAUCAUUUCUGGUUCAGUUGUAGUCGUCUCACUCUUAGAAUAUGUUUUUGCACUCUCCCAGUAUACCCCGUAUAGUACAUUUCAGAAUAUACCUGCAAUUCUUGACUCAUAAAUAAAACUAAAAUGAAAUAAUCGGAACUGAAAUUGUUUUUUCUUUUUCAAAACUGAUCAUUGUGUAACUUAAUUCAGAUGUAAAAGAAAAAGCCAUUUGAGAUUUAAUUUUCAUAAUAUGCCCCAGCAAAUAAGUACCAAAACUCAAUUCAAAAUGUCAAUCUGAAAAUGCUAAUACAUUUCUGUUAAUCUAUUUUCAUUUGAAUUAUGAUACACAUUUGCUUCCAUAGUAUUGUCAGAUUUAUUGGUAGACUCAGGCUGUGUCUGAAAUGGAUCCCUAACCCUUAUAUAGGUGACUACAUGGGGGUUAGCGCCACUUUGAGGGGUGUCCGAAACCUCAGUGAUCAAUUCCAGUGCCCUGUAUAUGCGACUCAAAAUUUCCCAUAAAGCAUUGUGAAAUGUAGUGACCAUCCGAUGGUCACUCACCAGUGGUGGGCAUCCCGUCAUGCAUUGUGUCAUGACAUGUAGUGUCCGAAACCUCCGGUGAUUGAGUUCACUACAUAGUCUACUAUAUAGUGAAAUCCCAUAUGGAGGUUAGGGGUUAUUGAGUGAUUAAUUUCGUACACAGCCUCAGAUAAACAUAUAAGAGCAUAUUCUUUCUCAUGACAGCAGUCAUAUUCAGUAUUUACUGACCUGUGGAGCAUUUCAGAGGCUGGAGUUUGUUUUCUUGUGGACCUGUUCAGCAUCAUUUUACUGUUACAACACUGAUAUCAAGUUGGCAUCUUAAACUUAUUUUUUGAGUAGGGAGAUGUCAAACAUGUUUUUAUAGAGGUCAGAGAAACAAACAUUUAUUCUAAAGAAUCAAAAUACAGAGCUUAUUCCUUUGAAAAAAACAGAUACUGUCCAUUGUAACCAGCAAUGUGGAUGAAUUUUGUAUCAAUUAUAAAUAAAGAAUAGUUUGAGCUUAAAUUGUUUCUGUCAGGCAGUUAAGAUUCCUAGUGUUCGUAGCAACUAACUCUUGAUUAUUUGAGGUAUAUCUUCUUCACAAAUUAGCAGUUAAGUGUGAGUAAAAGAGACAAUAUAACGUUAAGGUGCUAAAUCAGACCAUGCAUCAACUCUCCAAGAGUUAAGUGUUAAAUUUACAUUUUUAUUAUCAUAUUAUUUAGUUUAAGAAAUUUGCAUCCAACCCCAUCCAACACGUUUCUCUUCAAAUGUACAUCACUUAAAUUGUGUCGCCUGAGUAUAUUUUUUAGUUUUAUUUUUUGUAUUAAAAAAAAAAUCCUUUUCUGUUCAGUCCCUUGUUGACUGGAGAUUAACUGUUUAUUUCCCAUGGUUUUUGAACCAAAACACCAAGACAAACUUCUUGUAUAUGAAACCAUCUAUGAGAACAAAGCUGAUUGGGAUUCAGACAGAGAGCAAACUAUAAUGUGGAGUUGUGACGGUCCUAAUAAGAAUAAAUGUAUUUGCCUUCUAAUUCAACACUUUUUUUAAAAUCAUAUUUGUUGUCCGUUUCUUAACAAACCCUGGCCAACUUUGUCAAAUGCAUGUGCUGCACACAUGGAGAUGACACCAAGGCAGCAGUGCUAGGAGCUGCUUAAGCUGGGAUUACACAGGCAGUGUUUAUUUAAACACACUGUCUGUUCCUCUGACAUACAGCUUACAUCAUUCACACACACAGUCAGAAAUAUCCUGAAACCCAUCCUUGCUCAAAUGCACUGAGAGUUCCCAAAGAGUGUAAUGCCCAAUAUCUUUUGUUAAUUCUGAAUUAUGACUGAUAUCCCAUAUUUUCUUUCUCUCAGGGUUGGAAUUUAUAUGAAGAGGAGAAAGCGGGGCUGCUCUCAAGCCUGAAUAGUUUUUGUCUCCCUCCAUCUGGCAUCAGUGUCUCUGCCCCUUCAGACUGGUUCUUAUCCCCCCUCCCCUCGUCAGCAUGCUGUGUUGGGGGAAUGCAAAGGAUGGACAGCUGGGUAUCGGUGUGGAGAGGAACCCCAUGUUUGAGCCCAGGAUCUGUCCUGUGUUCAGAGGCAGGGGGCUGAGGGAGGUCGCCUGCGGAGGGCAACACUCGAUGUUCCUGUUGCAUGAUGGGAGUGUGUACACGUGUGGCUCCAACAGCUGUGGACAGCUUGGCCAUGAUAAAACAGGGAUAUCACCAGGUAAGUUUACCCUCGGCAAAUUGUGACACAAGCCCACAUUAGGCAUCGAAUAUUUGAUUUAUGUCGACAAUAUAUUUAAGACAAUGGUGCAAUGUAUAGGAAUGCAAAAGAAUGUUGAGUGACAGACAUAAACACUGUAUAUAUAAAAUAAAUAUAUAUGUUUCUUGAUCAACAUUUCUCUUCUCUCCACAGAGUUGGUAGGAGCUCUGGAUACUCAGAAGAUCACAAUGGUGUCGUGUGGUCGAACCCACUCCAUGGCAGUGAAUGAGCAGGGUCAGGUGUUUGCUUGGGGGGCUGGUGAAGGGGGCCAGCUGGGCCUGGGGACCUCGGAGAUGGCUGUACGAAUACCAAGGUGAGCAGGCAGUGGACUCCUGAAGAAAAUGAAUAAAUUAAAGGUUAGGAUGUAGUGAACUGAUGAGACGGGAUAAAGGUAGUUAUGAAGGAAAAUGACUGUAUAUCAUUUUCUUACAGUUAAUCUUUCAGUGAAUAAACAUAAAUUUUCAUGUGUCAACAAAAAUAAAAGAUUGAUUUUAUUCAGACACUCCUUGAGAUUGAGUCGUAAUUCAAUGUUAUUGUUGAAUGCCCCUGACAUCUUAUCACAAGAAAAAGACCUGGAGUUUCGUUUAGGCCAUUUUGUGGUUUCUCUACAAUUUUGUAGAGCUUAGAUGUGACUUUUUAGUAAAAAAGACAUGAUUUCAUAAAACUCCUGUUUCGAGUAUUGUCAUCUGGACUGAUUAAGGGUUUUUGUUUUUUUUCUAGGUUGGUCAAAAGGUUGUGUGACCACCGGAUUUCUCAAGUAAUGUGUGGGAAUCAGCACUGCAUUGCACUUUCAAGAGGUGAGAGGCAAAUAAACUCUGCGUUGCAUAAAGCACUGCUUAGAUCCUGUAUUAAUUUGGUUUACACCCAGGUCAGACCAAUGACUGCCUACAUUUUCAUCUUUAUCCUCUUACAAUCAUGUUAACUGGUAACAAUCAGCUGUGCAGAAAAGAUAAGAAACUCUUUUCUUAUCUUUUCUGCACAGCUGAUUAUUUUUAUUUCUUCUUUUUGGUUACUAUGACAACUGGUGUAUUUUCACCAUGGAUUGAGAGUGAUAAACAGAGACACUUAUCACUCAAACAUUCACCACAAACACUGCAAGUCACACAUAAAAUGUUUUUUUGAAACACCGUACUAACAGACAGAUCUGCAGAGUAUCAGCUCGUUUCUGGAAAUAUUUCAUCCAUUUGAGAGGACCUCGAAGCACAUCUGCAGGAGCAAUUCAAGUGCAGUGACAAUGUUUGAACAUUUCUCGGUCUCUCAUCUCUUGAAGAUAUAUUUUUGUACCAUCUUGCCUUUAUUUAGUAACGAUGUAGAGUGACAGGAAAAAGGAUUCUCCAAGAGAGAUCUAGAUCCUUUUUAUAUCUGGGGAUGGAAUUCAUUACAAUUUUACAGACAGCACAACUUAACCAAACACAUUUAACAUUUUUGCCUCUGACAGUGGUGAACAUUGUAGAUGCACAGCUAACUGCUUUUUUUCCUCCCAGAUGGCCAGCUGUUUACGUGGGGCCAGAACACCAGCGGUCAGCUUGGUCUGGGGAAAGGAGAGUCCAGCAAGCUGUUCCCUCAUCCCCUCAAGUCUCUGGCAGGGAUUCCUUUGGCACAGAUAACCGCCGGGGGAGACCACAGCUUUGCUCUCUCACUGUCCGGAGCUGUUUUUGGAUGGGGAAAGAACAAAGCUGGACAACUGGGUCUCAAUGACAAACAAGGUAAUAGGCAGCUUGACACUGUUUUUUUAAACACUUACAGGAUGUAUUGUUAUUUUCACGUGACAUUUUUAAAAUAUAUAAUUUAAAACUUAAAAUCAGUGUCUGCAUAUAAACAAGCUUCAGUGGAUUAAGUAUUUUACCUGCUGUUAUUUGUAUUUUAAAAGUGUGUUAUGAGUGGUUACAGUUGGCCAUGUUGAAGGAGGAACCACCCCUGUUUUUGAAAUGGUUGUAUUGUACUGCAUAGUUGAACUUCUGCCAGAUUGGUAGCGUUGUGGAACAGCGUGAACUUUGCUCUCUUGUUCUUGUCCCCAGACCGUGCUGUGCCAUGCCACAUCAAGUUCUUGAGAUCUCAAAAAGUUGUUCACAUCAGCUGUGGGGAUGAACACACUGCAGCCCUGACAAAGGUAUAUUAAUAGAUGACUGCCAAUCAGUGCUCAGCAGCUAAAGACCUAAAUAAAGUUGUUUUAUCAGGCUGCUCCUGAUUGCAUACUUUUAAAUGUUUGAUGGCCAGGUAAGGUUUUUAGUUGUUGCUCAGUUUUUUUAAGCUUUUUUUGUCUUGCUGUGUAAAGACUUGCCUCGUGUUCCAUGUGAAUAUAUCAGUUAAUAUGACCUUAAUUCCACAAAUGAAAUCUAAGUCUUAUGUAACCCUAAAUCUUAUUAUGAUUAUCCUCCCUGCUGUUUUUGUUGUUUUGACUGUAUGCUCCUCAGUGCAGAGAAUCGCUCUCAGACAAUAGAAACAAGAAAAAAAUUGCGUUGUCUCUUUUUCAGGAUGGUGGUUUGUUUACAUUUGGUGAUGGCUCCUGGGGUCAGCUGGGUCAUGGCUCCACCAAUAAUGAACUUCUGCCCAGAAGAGUGCUGGAGCUUAUGGGCACUGAGGUUUCUCAGAUCAGCUGUGGCAGGUACCCAUUGUCAGAGUCACUCCAUCUGAAAUGAUUCUGCUCAAGUCUAUCUCUUUAAAGCUUUAAGUGUGGCAGAAAGUUUUUCAAAAUUAUCUUCAUGGUGCUUUUUGAAGCUGGAUUAACAGGGGUUGUUGUUUUGAAUUACAUUAACUUAAUUACAUAAAGAUUUUUCCAUCUCAUUGACAUACAUGAGAACAAGAUCAGAAUCAAGGUCAAGUGAUGUGCCCACUUUAAUGCCCUUAUUUUGUCUCAGCAAUUAACAUAGUUGGAUUGACAAAGCUUUAUAUGUUAAGAUGUUUAUUUUUCUUGAAUAUCUUUCAACACUCAUUCUAGAAAUGUAAUUACAUAUAACAUCCCAACAUAAGCUAAAGUCUUACCUUUUCUGACACAGCAUUAACAAACAGCUAAUAUAUAAAAAUCUAAACAAGCUGCCUUUGUUUCUUUAUAUCCACAAUGUUAUUUUAAUCUCUUUCAGGCACCACACACUCGCGUUUGUGCCGUCCACUGGUGUGGUGUAUGCAUUUGGUUGCAACAGCCACGGUCAGCUGGGCACAGGGAUGAUGGGGGAUGCUAGAAGUCCAUUUCCUGUUAAGGCCAGUUUCCUAACUGGGAAUGCCAACAAAACAGGUCAGCAGAAGACUCUGAUGUCACUUAAAAACAAGCAUUUUAAAUGGCUUUCAUGAUAGACUGGGCUAUUGCAUAUUCUAUUUUCCUUACUAUACCACUUACUGAUGUACAGCGCUCAUAGAAUAGAAAACGUUUUACUCAAUCAACCAAACAAACCAGCUAAUAUCUACCCAAGUUUAGGUUGUUGUAAAACUCCGAGCUCAGUUGAAUGUGACAUAUUCUGAUAGUAUCAGUUGGUGUGCUGGUCAUAUGAAGAUCUGUUAUAAGCUUGACAUAUUUUGUUCUUUGUUUCUUCUCUUAAUUAGAAUUAAAGCAUUACACAAUGACCAAAAUCAUCUGUGGAGGGGACCACAGUUUCUUAUUGUACUCCACUGAACAGGUAAGUGAUUUAGCUUUAUUACCUCCUCUGUUCUAGCCUUACUGUCUCUCAGUCUGCUAGCUUUAAAUAUGUCUUUAACUGGUUCUUCUUUUAGUCUUGUUUUUUUCCAUCACUUGUCUUUUCAAAGCAAACUAAUGAGCGUAAUUGAAUAAUUUUAUUGUACUGCACACACACUGCUUAAUCCAAAGUCGGAGAACAUGCGGUGGGAAAAAUCUCUGAAGUUUUACAGUAAUCAUCGGUGCUGAACUCUAAACACAAAGGCAACCCUGACAAAUGUAAACAAAAAAAGGUCAUUCAAAAAAAGUAAAAGAAAAAGAAACAAUUGAUAGUAUUUCAUUAAAAAUUGAGUAUUUAGUGUUUUAAAAACUUACAGUCAAACUUUUACAACUAAACUAACUAAUUUCAUCAAAGCCCUUUAUAUUCUUACCUUCAGUUCAAAAUCACCUUCAAUCAAAGAAACCUACAGAGAAAAUGUUCAAAUUUACUGGUGUGUCAGUGAAAAAAAGGAGGGAUGCUGUUUUUUUUUUUAAUUUCUUAAAUUUGACCACAGACUGGACACCAGGGUGUUGGAUGAUUAAAAAAAAUGGAGAAUAUUAAACCUCAAACCCUUCCUUGGUCCUGUUUAGCCAGUUCCAGUGUCCACCACAUGGUGGCACUUCCAUCUAAGACAUAAAUGGGCUCUAUGCAGAAGUAACCUAUACGGAGAGCAGUUGUCUGCUACAAAUUUUCAACAAAUUGUCAGGAAUGUGCUCUGAUAACGACAUAACAACCAACUUCUACAGUAAAAACAUUCAGCCCUCAGGCGUGGCUCAUUUAUUUUAUCUACAUAGAGGGUAGAGACUCAACACAGACCUCUGUGACGCUCUGAGGAAGUACGAAUGCAAACAAUCUUCAAAUAUUUGUGCCAUCAUGUGUCUGUUUGUCUUCCUCUCUGUAGAGUUUUGUCCCCCCAGAAGACUUCAGAGUGAUAAACGUCAGUAAAAGCCUCUCCCCAAUCACGUAUGAAAGAUUAGACUCAUGGAGGUUAAAACUGAUGUACAGCCCAGAUUCCAGCAUCACAAAGUAAGUUCAACAAUAAAGACAGAUCUUUGAAAAGUUCUGUGAUUUACUUUCCUGUACUCGAACACACUGAUUCCAUCCAAUAAACUAUAUAUCAGGUUUUUUGUUUCUGUUCUUGUUGAUGUGAUAUUUUUGUUCACAGUGACAUCAUAAUCCAACUCUCCUCCACGGCUUGUUGGAACGCCAGCUUCUUGGACCAAAGGCAAGUUAACGUUAUCAUCAGACAUUAUCCAAUUUAGCUUUGAAGUCAUACAUUCUCUCCACUUACACUGCAUUUAUUAAGUAGCCAUACAUACAUUUAACUUUUUAAGGUUCAGAUUUAUGAUGAAUUAAUCAUCAAAUCUUAUGACAGAAAUUAAUUUUUCACUAAGUGAACUGUUUUGAAAUUUUCCCCUUGAACCCGUGAUAUUGAUUAGCUGAAGGAAGCUAACAGUAAAGACAAGUUUAACAAUAGGAAUUUCAGCAUGUAUGAUAUUUAAAGUAAAUUUCAGUGGGAUUAAGCGUAGAUUGAAAAGAAUUAUGAAACAGAAAAUGAAAACAUAGAGUAUUAUACAACACACAAUGAAUGACAUGGCCAAAUGUAUAGAGUGAUAGAUAAGCUAGUGCUCUUAGAAAUGUUCCAGCUGAGAUCCCACUGCACCCACAUGCAGGUCACACACACACUUCUUCUUAUGUUGAUGGUCAGGGCUGAGAAAGAUGUUGUCUGCAUGGUCACUGACUGUUCUCACCAUAACACUGUGAAGGGCAGUGAUGCAAUCAUCAGCAGAUACUUAUCAUGUUGGAUGUAUUGAGUUCUGUGACCAUGAGGGUGGAAAAAAGCUCCCUGUGAGUGUGAAGAUGUACUCAAUUCUGCGACUAGUACUGAAACAAAUGUUCCUUUUACAUCAGUGCUGAACAGUUACUGUAAUACCUCAGUAAAACUUAGAGACACUUUUUUUUUUGCGUAGCUUUUAUUACAUGUUCACUUGAAUUCAUAUGGGACCACAACAGCCCACCUGGUUCUUUGAAAGCACAGAGUUCUCAGAAUGUUGUGGGUCAGUGCUAAAUCUCACAGAAUACUGUUUGCAUCAGUGGGUCUUGUUUGGCAAACAGUCCGCCCAGUAUCAGAUGUGAUGUAUCUGUAUUAUGACUAAAUAAAGGUGAUGUUAUCAGAACGUGAAGGCUGAUACCGUAAAUAGGUGCUGAGCUCUGUCCAGAGGGUUUUGUUGGCUUUGUGCAGGAGACGGCACAAGCUCUCUGGCUGUAAAGAUCUUCAUAGAGAUUGACUGAAAUACCUUCAGGAUGGCUCUGCUCUGUUAGUGUUUACCAUUCAGUAGAUUCAGUUCACAGCUGACCUCCCACAUGUCAGGGUUUCAGUAGACUGCUUUUUUGUUCAAGUAACAUGCACCCUUAAUAUCAAGGCUUUACCAUAAAGCUCCUGAAUCUGAGCAGUCACCUAUUUUUACCCUGUUAGUGGUCAAAGAGAUAUUUAAGAGGGUCCAAAUAUACUCAUGUUUGUUUGCCUUCCCCCUAGUGAUGAUGCACACUUCAAGACCAACCCAAAGAUCCCAGGCAUCGAUCUCAACUCUGUCAGAAUGCUAUUUGAGACGCUUAGCAAACCAGCUUUCUCUGGACUCUUGGAGCAGGUACUGACUCAUGGUGUAUUUAUAAUAUUAUUACUACAUAGUAAUGACAGUAUAAUUCAUUUUUGAUCCCCAAACUCAGUUUUCAUUUAUUGUAGCACCGCUAAAUGAUGCUUCCUACUGUUGCUCUUUCUUAAUCAAAAUAAAAUAAAGAGACAUGAAGAUCAUGGAUGCUAUGAUAUUUGUUAUAUUCUUAUGUUUAAGAGUGCCCCUUUCCGGAAAAUAGAUACCAAAAUCAUCACACAGGUUUUGUCUCAGGCUUUGGGUCCUACUUCAUUUAGUCAUCUCAUCUAUAAAGCUGAACUUAACUCUUAUUUAAUUAUCUUUCAGGUUAUCAUUUUUUAAACUUUUAUAGCCCCAAACCUUAAUGUUGUAUUUUGCUGUUGCUCUUGUUUAAAAAGAAAACAAAUAUACACCAACAGUAUAGUGCUUUCCCAGUGAUAUGUGGCAAAAGUUAAGAACAUGAUCAUCCAGCUGGGUGUCUAAUAUAUCAUGUUAUGGAGCAGACCACAGGUAUUUCUCUUAGAGUUCCUGAAGACUGAAAAAGAGUUUUAAGUUCAGCCAAAAAUGUAAAAUCUCCCUUUCAUCAAGGUGUCAGAAACCUCAUGAAUAAUGUUGCUAUUUGUCUUCUGGGUUUGAAAUAACUGAAUAAAACUUAAUGUUCUUUGUAACAAGGUAAGUUUUUUUUAUAACAUCACAGGUUUACAACAACAUAUUUGAAGCCAAAUGAAUCUAAUUUGAGUUGAAGCAAAAUGUACACAGCCUUUCUCAAAAAUGAACCCAGGAUUAAAGGUUGCCACUCAAAGAAAUAAAACCCCUAACUCAAACUUCAUAACUUUUUAUUCUAAAAAGUUUUCAAACACAAAGAGCAGAAUAUUACACAAUUCGGUCUUAUUCCUCGAGUGUUCCUUGAGUUCAUACUUAGUAAAAGUUGUAUUACCUUCCUGUUUGGCUUUUUCUUCCCAUAAUGCAAAAAAAGGUGAAACAUUACAUGUGAUCAGGCGUCUUACUUGUUAUACAUUUUAAAAUAAAUGAAACACUGUCUUGUUUUCCGAGUACAUUUGGUUAUGUGGCAGAUCAUGAGUCAUUCCCUUACAUUAGCUCAGUAAUGUUUGGUUCAUGCUUCUUAAAACAGCAUGAGUUGUAAUCUGUGGAGAGACAGAUGCCAAAUUCCAAACCACUAAAAGCCUCUCCCAAAAUUUAUUCAGUGAUACUUCUUCCUUGUUUCCUUGUUAUCAUGGAAAUAAAUGGUGUCAUAUAAGAUCCUCUUGUUUAUUUGUUUUUGCUCGUAUCUUUCAACUGUGACAGUACACAACAGUGACUCUUGUUUCUAUGUAAUUAAAGAUAUAAAUAUACCGACUCUCUCCCUCUUCCUCUGCCCAACUGUCUAUCCAGACCAGCAAGAGUUUUGAGAGUCUGUUGAUCCCUCAGCUGCCGCGUUCCCCUCCUGAUGUUGAGGCCAUGAGGAUUUACCUCAUCUUGUCAGAGUACCCGGCCCUGCAGGACUCCAAGAACUACAUUCGCCUCACUAUCCCGUUUGCCAUGGCCAUCCUUCGGCUGGAUGCCAACCCCAGCAAAGUAUUGGGUAUCAUACUUGCAUGCACACUCUACAAGCCGUUUUUUAUUUCAUCCAGAUGACCUCAUAGCUUAUAACACAGAUCAUCAGGCCAUGUCGAAGCCAUCAUGUGACAUCUCACCAUAAACCUUUUUAUCUGUACUCUCUCAGCAACAUGAGCACAUUCAUGUAACCUGGGGUGUUUAAGUCAUUGUCUGUGUGAUCACAGAUGACAACUCGCUACUACUCGUUGGUGGGUACUUAGCACACGCUAGUGACAGAGUUCGGUUUGGAGAGGAACAAGACUGUUUUCUUUUAAUAUACAUUUAUUAUAAUAUGUGAGAUUUACGGGAGAAUAUGGAAGACGGCAGGAAAGAGGGGUAAAAUACGGUAGUUUCCCGGCCAAAACAGGAUACUAGUCAGCUUUGCUCUACAUCUACAUAUAAAGAUAAUAAAUACUAUAUUGGCCCUGAUUCUUUACAUUAAUUACCAGGGUGCUUAAAGACACAUGCUCACUAACACUCACACCUACAAGUUGACACCUCUCCUCUCAAUGCAUCAUUAUCCUACAUGUUUGUGAAGUGAAUGUAUAGAAGUAGAAGCCUAAAGAUACCUAAACUAUAAAUACAUAAAUUACUUAUUAUGUAAGACAGUCUACUUUGAGAAUUGUGAAGUAUCUUGUUGGACUGGGAUUAUGAAUGUAAAUGUAAAAAUAUUUUCUAAAACUGAAAGACAUUUAGUAAUUUCAAACACCGUUAUCAACUUAAAUAUUGAUACUUAAAUACCUCUAAACACUCGUUUUAAUGCAUUUAGUUUCAUUCCAGUGUUGUCAAAAUGGGUUACAGUGUGCUUUUUCCUUUGUAAAUCUGUUGUGUCUUUAUCUGCAGAUAACUGGUGGUGUUUUGUGGAUGGCAACGUGUUCACCAGGAUGGUUGACAUGUACAAAAGCAUCGUUGUGUUCAUGCUGACUGGAGGAAAGACGCUGCUCGUACCUGUUUUCUAUGAGAACUAUUUUGUUGCCACGCUAAGGUUGCUGGAGAAACUCCAUAAGGUAUCAACACAGAUGAGCUACUGCUGCAUUUAAGAGAUCUGUCCCACUGUUGCCAACUCAGGCUUGUUUUAGAAGAGGAAGUUUGAUGUGUUUGUUUCCGUGUCAUCAGGUAAACUUAAAGGCCCACCAUGUGGAGUACAACCGCUUUUAUAUCCCCGACAUCACCACCCUGGUGGACAUCCAGGAAGACUACCUCAAAUGGUUUCUGAGUAAAGCUGACAUUGUGAGUCCUGACAACCUUCCAUUAUGUUUCACUUCCUUGUCACUUGACAUCUGCUGAGUCUUUUCACACUCUUAAGGAUACACACAUACUCAUAAUUCAGGUCAGCUUAGUGUCUGUUGGGUUAGAGUGAAAUAUUAUCCAUAACAACUCAUUUGUGUGUGAAUGUUUGGAAGUUCUCGAUAUUGAAUUUUAUUUUAAGUGAAGAGUCGAGCUCUUACUGUUGAAUUUUAUGCUUAUAUUCUAACAGCAGCAUCGUUCUGUUAAAAAUCAGCUGAAGUGACUCUUCUUUCUCCCUCAAUUUGCAUUCUUAGAAAGUUGGAUCAUCCCCUUCACAGGUACUUGAUUCAUGGACUGAUAUCGAACAUUUAACAUGACAUGACGCUUUAAAGAAAUAUCAGUGCAGAAGUCAAAUUUUCCCUUUCUCUUCCAGAGUGACUUCCCCUCAGUGAACCUAUGUGCCUACCCGUUCAUACUGAACGCCCAAGCCAAGACAACCAUGCUGCAAACAGAUGCUGAACUGCAAAUGCAGGUAGAUCCCAAUGUGAACCGAGUUUAAAUACUAUCAAAGGAGUCAGUGGAUUUGUUACAGUCAAGAAUCAGAUUGUUUUAAUAUUUCUUCAUCCUCUCUCUUUUUUGUUGUACCGUUUUAAAGAUGGCAGUCAGCGGUGCAAACUUGCACAAUGUCUUUAUGCUGCUCACGCUGGAACCCCACCUUGCUAGGAACCCUUACUUGGUGCUCCAUGUGCGCAGGAACCAUUUAGUUAGUGACACACUGCGUGAGCUCACCAUGUACUCCGAUGUGGAUCUCAAGAAACCACUCAAGGUAUGAGCGUUGACCGGGCAUGUGGUUCUUUUUAUGUUGACGAUGGUUCAAAUCUCCUCUGACUCUCCGUCCUUCAGGUGAUCUUUGAUGGAGAGGAGGCCGUAGACGCUGGUGGGGUUACUAAAGAGUUCUUCCUGCUGCUGUUGAAGGAGCUGAUGGAUCCAGUUUAUGGGAUGUUCACUCAUUACAAGGAGUCCAACCUGCUGUGGUUCUCAGACAAAGUGAGCCACUCUGUGAAGCAACAUUCCACCUGUAUACUUGUGAUUUAAAAACUAUUAUGUUGCAUCAUGUUCACUCUUAGUGGACAAGCAGUCACAACUGUUCAUUUGAGUAUAUCACUGUGUGAAACUGAGGGCUAGAGAGAAAGAAGAAGAACUUUCUUGAUCCCUGAAGGGAAAUUCAACAGUACACCUGGAAGAAAAUGCAACAGGAAAGAUAAAUAUCUGAUAUGGAUUUUUGUUUUGGAGUUUUUCCUUUAUUUUCUGUCAUUUUUUAGACUCAUGUCUCACGUUGUCUCAGUGAGGCUGAAAGAAAUCUCCAGCACAUGUGUUUUGGCUGUAUUACAACCCACAGCUGUGUUUUCUACAAAUGUGAGCUUGUCCUGCUGGUGCACAUUGUUCACUGUGUCAGUGGCAACAUUCAGGUUUACAAAACAUAGAUGUCCAGAAGGAAAACAUGUCCCUGAACUCCAAAUUCACUUGUUUCGAAAGUAGGAGCAGCAGAAGUGAUCCACUGACUGAACAGUCAUUGUGACUUUUUUUGUCCUUUCAUCUUUGUCCUUUUUUUUGGCCUCUCAUCACAGAAAUCUGGAAGAAAUUAAAUUCAUUCAAAUGCAGAUGGAAACCUUUGUGCCCCACUGCUUGUUAUGCUAGAUGUUAAUGCAGUCAGACUUAAGCAGUAAGAACAUCUGGAGUCUGAUCCUUUUACUCUCUUGUGCUUUUAGUGUUUUGUGGAGCAGAACUGGUUUCACUUGAUCGGCAUCAUCUGUGGGUUGGCAAUCUACAACUCCACGGUCGUGGACCUUCACUUCCCCCUGGCUCUCUACAAGAAGCUGCUCAACGUGUCGACAACCCUGGAGGAUUUGAUGGAGCUCUCACCCACUGAGGCCAGGUAGAAACACCUCUGAGGAGGAUUAUUUAUUUCCUGGUUGAUGCUUCACUGGCUCUUGUUAGUUUUAAAUGUUUGGUUGGAAGCCUUUUAUGGAGGAUGUUUUCCAAUUUAUAAAAACUGUCAUUGCAAACAGGUAAUGAAAUAUUGUGAAAUUCUGAAAUAAAAGUCACCAAAACAGCUUUUUAAAAAGGCAGGCACCGCUGUGUCAUUGCCUACAUAAACAAUGUUUAUUCAUUUUUAUUGGCUUUAGUAGAUGUGAAAUCAGCUACCACCAGGAAGUGCCCCCUCUCUAACUUUAGAGCAGGAUGAGUCAGCAUAUCCACUGUGUCUAAUUGUGUCCACUUUAUUAUUGAUUUUAAGAUGAGUCAUGUAAGUGCUGCAUGUGGGACUGCUAUGGAGUGUGUUGCCUUCAGGGAGAGCACAUCCAAAAAGAUCCUGAUCUCAUAAACCUUUUAGAGACUUUGUUUCUAAAACGUACCGGAGAAGAUGAAAUGAUAAUUCAGAUUAAAUGAAUUUGUGAUUCCUUUUAGGACUUUAAACUGUCAAGCAGUUGUAAUUCCAUGUCCUCUUUCCACGUCCACUAUUUCUUGAUGGUGUUUUGUUCUCCAGGAAACUAACAACAAAUUCCCUCUGAGUCAUUUUAGCGACCAGGAUACCACCUUACCUUUGAAUGCAAGACAGAGUUUCCAGUUUUCGUUAAUAUUUGAUCCAUGCAGCUGUCAUGCACAGCUGAUCCCUGGUUUUCAAUUUGAAGCCAAACAGAGAGAGAUUAAAACCUGAGAGGACAGGUGUGAGUUGAUGAACUGUUUACUGAGGUUAAAAAAAACAACUGAUAUACUAUGAAUACAGACAGAAAGGAGCUGGUAUGUGAUGGACACUUCUUUCCUACUCCCUGAUGUUUUUAUUUAAUGAUGGAGAUGAUAAUUCUGACAAUGAUUCUGGCCUGAACUAAAAUGAAAAUCGUGUUUGAGGCCGCCGUUACAUGCUCUGUCAUGAAAUAAUUAUGAUCACCCAUUUGUCUUUGUUUUGGUAGGAGUCUACAGCAACUUCUGGACUAUGAAGGGAGUGAUGUGGAGGAGAUGUUUCUUCUCAACUUUGCUGUAAGUACAUUUUACCUCUUAUUCACAUUCGUUGUAACUUAAAACUCCUUAUAAGAAAAUCAAGCCAUCUUGUGAUAUUUGAAAUGUAUAAUAUUACAAAAAUAAAAGAAUAAAGUCAGAGUUUUUCAAUCAAUCAAUCAAUCAAUCAAUCAAUCACUUUAAUUAUAGAGCACUUUUCAUACAUAGGCUGUAUCACAAAGUUCUGUACAUUAAAGAACACAAGAAGGAGAGGAUCAGGGGAUACAAAAUAAAAUACAAAAUAAAAUACAAAUUGCAAAACCCCACCCACCCACCCUCCACACACACACACACACACACACACACACACACACACACACACACACACACACACACACACAACCUUAAACUAAAAUGGGGAAACACUGGAGCUGAAGCUAAACUGAUAAAAUCAUGACAAGAUAUAGGAAACUCAUAAAAUGAUAAAAAAAAUAAUAAAAUAUUAUAUAAUAAAAUUCUUUAAAUCAAUUAAUAAAAGAAAAUAAACAAAUAGUGUUAAAACAUAAAUAAUUCUGGAACUAAAGUGUAGUAAAAUACAUAAAGUACAUAAGAUUUUUGUUCACAGUGAGCAGUCGUAUGUGUGAAACAUAUCAUUAAAUUGUACUUGGUGUUUUGCUGCAUCAGCACCCCAUUGUUACAAGCAUAAGAACUCUGAAAAGACUGAGCAACAAGCUGUGAUUUGUUGUAUCUCCCUUCAAAACAGCAUUAUACUGCCAAUUGUUGACCAAAUUACAACUGAGAAUAAAAUAACUUGGAAGAAAAAUGUAAAUCUACAGAUCACCAGGGAGAACUACGGGAUGACAGAAGUCAAGGAGCUGAUUCCUGGAGGAGAGAGCAUCAGCGUGGACAAAAACAACAGGUGAGGCAGAGCAACAGAUCACAUAUGAAGGCAGCAAUCUUUAAAGAUUAGACCUAAAACCAAUCAACUGUCCCCCUCAAAAUGACCUUGUUUUAGGUUUUAGAAGCGCUCACUCUGUUCUCUCUGAAAGAUCGACAGAUGACUCUGCGCUUUUCUAAUUUAUUUUUUUCCUGCUCUGAGAUUAUCAUGCGCUCACACAGCUGGCAGCUCGUGCCCCUAUUAUUCCAUCUGAAGGUCACGUUCACGUUGGAAACAUCGAAAACAAAAGAUUCUAGCGCAGUCUGCGUCACUCAGUCUACUUUUUUUCUACCAUCAACACCCUGUUUCUUCAGGUCGUCCUUGUGUCAGUGGCAAUGAUCACAGCUUAAUGUGGAGGUGUCUGUGGAGGGUUGCGGGGCGGGUGGUGCCAGCAUGUCUGGCGGCUGGUGUGGAACAGAUGGCAAAAGCAGCUAGGGUUACUGAAAAAAAAUCUUCCUGAUACUCGGAUAUAAAACUACAGCACAACAAGUGAGGGAGGAAAUCAUCGUCCCUGUGGUGUUAAACUCCACAUGCCACACAAACAGUCUGCACCAGAGCUGCAGCUUCAGAGCUCAUUUAUUUGUCACCCUACCCCACAUUGUUGUACAACGCAAAGCAAAUUGUGUCCCUUUGUGGUGAACAAACAAUUAAUGAGGUGAGGAGUUGGACGUGUCAUUGCUGGGAAAAGAGGCUGCUCGGUCAUCUGGUAGUACAAUAUCGCCAUUGAUUUGCUCGACUAUACUAUUGUUGGCAGUGGAUUGUGCUCUUUUGCACUCACUCGCCCUCACAGAUAUUGCCAAAACGCAGGAAAUGGGUAUGAAUGCUAUUGAAUAAAGCAGUCCUGGGGCCUGGCCUUGAAUUGUCGUGUUAUCCUUGCAUGACUGGCCUUUCUACUUUAAGUAAUAACUAAAAAAAAUUUAAAGUAAUAAAACAAAAAGAUGUACUACACUUCUUUUACACAAAGUAUUUUUUAAAUCUUAUUUAUUGGCUUUUAUGCCUUAUUAAAGAGGGUGGAACUGUGAAUAGAACAGGACAGGGAAAAGGGGAUGACAUGUGGCAAAGAGCCAGAGUUGGGAUUGAACCAGAGCCACUCUUCUUAAGGACUAUAGCCUCUGUGCAUGGGAUGCAACAUUUUUACCACCAUAAGACCAAACCUGCACCCUAAUAAAGACGUACAGUACACAGUUGCAUCUCAUAAGAUAAGAAUAUUGACCUAUUUUGAUAUUUUCCAUCAGUUAUUUAAGAAAGGUUUUUUUUUUUAUCUGUUAUAAUUUAAUUCAAUGUGUAGAUAUAUGAAAGAAAAGUUGGCAGAGAGGGGGAGGUUUAGUUGGAUAAGCGCAGCCUUGAGAGGAUAGUGAGCAAAAGUCAAUUUGAGAACUUUUGACAGAUUGAUAAGGAGUGGACUGAGGACUGAGGCUCUUGGCAGCACAUCAAGAGCCGAGGCUGAUGUCCCCAGGAAAGAGGCAGUAACUGUCACAAGGCCAACAUCACGGCACUCCUGAACCAAACAAACAUAUCCUGCUCUCUGUGGAGGCAGCAUUACAUCAACGAAAACUUUUUGGCUGAUUUUCAAAGUUUAACAUAUGUUUAAAGUGUAGUUCAGCUUUUCUUCAGAUGUGAAGUUAAUCUCAGGGAGUUUUCCCAGGUCACAGUAGGGCUGAAGAGAUUAUCCAUUUAAUCAACCUGAGCAACUCCCCAAGUAACGACGUCACCAAGGUGUAAACAAACCCAGAUCAGGCUGGUAAAGGAGGUUGUUGGUGAACAACACAAUGGAGGGGGAAGAGAGUGUUUAAAGUCACACCCACAUGUCUGAAUUAAUGAUUUCCUUCAAAAAAUCACAGCCUAACAAAACAAAUCAAUGAUCUGAGGGUGUACUUAACAUGUGUGUGUUUGUGUGUGUGUUCAGGAAAGAGUUUGUGGAGGCCUACCUGCGCUACGUGUUCACGGACUCCGUGAGUGAGCAGUACUCGGCUUUCUCGGCAGGCUUCCUGAAGGUGUGUGGGGGGGAAAUCCUGUCGCUGUUUCAGCCAUCUGAGCUGAUGGCCAUGGUGGUCGGUAACAACAACUACAACUGGGAGGAGAUGGAGAAGGUCAGUGUGGGGCUUAAACAUCCCCACAUCCCCACAUCUUUAAGAUGAUGUUUAGAGAUUUAACUGAAUAUAUGAAAACUUUGUGCAAACUUCAUAUUGACAGUAUAAACAGGUGAAUUUUAGGUGAAAAACAAGGACAAGGUUUUCAUUGAUACAUCUCCUGUCUGACAGAACGCUGUUUACAAAGGGGAAUUCACGGCCACUCAUCCGACAGUUCGACUGUUCUGGGAGGUUUUCCAUGAGUUCCCUCUAGAGAAGAAGAAGCAGUUCUUACGUAAGCAUUCAAACUUGUGGGUCACAUAAUAGUGAAGCAUACUCUGCUUUAUUGUCAAUGAGAAAAUUGUCCCCCCCUGUGAUCGUAGUGUUCCUGACUGGCAGCGAUCGUAUCCCCAUCCAUGGCAUGGAGAGCCUGCGCAUUGUCAUCCAGUCCACCACAGCUGAGGAGCACUACCUGCCGGUGGCCCACACCUGCUACAACCUGCUGGACAUGCCCUGCUAUCAGACCAAAGACAUCCUGCGCCGCCGCCUCACUCAGGCUGUGGAGCAGUAUGAGGGCUUCAGCCUGGUCUGAGGGGGGAGAUCUGCAGCAGUUUUAAUGCACUUUAACAGCAAUACACCACCAUGUCAGUGUCAAAGGAGUGUAAUGGGGAAAGGUUGCUCUCUCUAUAUACUCUUACAGGAUUGUUGAGAAUCUUAAAUCUGAAAGGUCUAUGUAAAUGCAGAGUAUCAUUGUUUUAAUUGUUUUGGGCUAUGUUUCUUAACCUCUUAAGAGCACUUGAAAAUUUUUUAAAGGCUUCUGUAUGAAUAUUUGUUUGAUAUUAUUAAUCUCUGUUAUACAGAAACAUGACCAUCUGGAAUUGGAUAAUGUUGGGACCUCUGUUAGAAAGCCUGAGAAGGUUGAAAAAAUUCCACAUUUAGGUGUUUGCAUUCUUAAUUUUUUUUUUGUCUUAUUUCCCUUCCUGUUAUUUUACACAGCUGUGUAUUUUAUAUUUAGCUCCUUAAAUUCUAUUUUUCACCGUUAAUGAAUUAGUUGUUACUUUGAAACAAUAUAUCAGUUUUUGUUACUUUUAAUUUAUUAAAUAGAGUGGUUCUAUUUUGACAAAAUAAAUAGUGUGUAUAUAUGUAUGUAAAUAGCUCUUUGAAUAUAAUCUUGGGGAGUGUUUGUCCUGCUGAUCCUUUUUAAUCUGGACACCAGCAUGUCCUCUGUCUGAUCUUAAAGACCAUAGCGGAGAACCAGGCAGAGGUGUGCAGGAUAAAAUGUGGUGAAUAUUAUUUGCAUCCCUCUUUCCUUUUCUGGCUGUAAUAAUACAACAGCUGACUUUGUCUUGAACCUGCAUUCAACAGUGUUGCCUUCUACAGCAAAACCUACAUGAUGAGCUGACUUUCUAAGUUUUGGUAGUUGUUUUGUGUGUGCAUGUUUUUGAGUGAAAGCAAAGAGAUGUGAAACCUCAAGAGACGUCGAAUGAUGAUGAUUAUUUUCUGAUCAAGAGCUGGCUGGAUGAUCUGACUGACCCAUAGAUUUAAUGCAUUAGCAGAAUAGUUUAGCCUUGCUUCAUGACUGGAAAAGUGUUGAUAAUGGCCAGCUUAGCUGAUUCAAGUGGCAACAAAGGAUGGAGUAAUCACAAUACACCAAAAGCGCUGUUUGGUGCUCCAUGCCCAACUUUAGGUAAUUUUGAUCAGCAUCAACCAGUUUUCAGGGCCAGUACUCAGUGUUUGGUUGGAUAUCUGCAGCUGUGUUUCACUGGUGAAAUGGCAUAUACAAGUAGGACAUUAUUUAAACAGUGUACUACUUUGGCUCUGCUGUGUGUCUUUACCCCAGGUCUGUUCUCAAUCACAACUGUCUCUCCUUCUAGCCUGGGUACAGCACAGUCUGAGUUUGUAAUAUUCCAAUUAGCAACAUUUAACAUGACUAAAUACAUAUCGGCUCCAAAUAUCAUUUAUGAACUUGUAAUAAUUAGCCUACUGUUAGUAUUGGCCCUGAAAUUCAAAUAUGAAAUGAUACCUAAUUUUAACCAUAGACUGUAUAUGGACAGUCUAUGAUUUUAAUGCAUAUAGAGGUGACAGAAUCAGAUAGGUAGCUUGUGGUCCGUUUCAUCCACAUUUAAUACGUUAAAAAUAAAAAGGUCUCGUGUUUUAAUUACAGAGCUUUCGUGCUGCUAGUCGGCGAACGUUAAAUAUAUAUAAUACGUAAAAAUGUAUAAUUCUUGAGAGAUUUUGAAAGUUGAAUUUAUCCUGAAAAAAAGGGGCAAAAGAUUUCACACAAAAGAUAUUUUUUGACACAUUUACAGCUAAAAAAGGAGAAUAAUUACAAGGCGGACUGUUAAUAUUAAAGGCUUAAAAGGGUUGAAGCUGCGGUGCAAAACUAGCCUUUCCAGUUGUUUAGCUAGGCUAAGCUAACUCGCUGCUAGCUCAAACUGGAUAUUCAUCAACCGGAAGUAAGAAAUCUAACAGAUCUGUCCCUAUAUGUCAUUUCAUACUAAAUUAUUGGUCCUCAUAAUUAUAACAAUUGUGACUAGCUGAAGUUGCAGGUAUUGAAAUUUUGAAGGUUUGGGGCAGUUUAAUAUUUGAAGUGCAUAUUACACAUUGUGGACUGUGAACUAUAUCUGUGUCACUUGUCUCAAAACUUAUACAAAAACGUUAUGCUGUAUUUAUUCCUACAGUUAAACCCUCCGAUCCAGAAUGAUGUUUAAAUAGGUUGUGCAUCUGUGUGAGUUGUGUGAAAUGGUCCUGCAUAUAUCUAUAUUUUUCUAUAUUUCAGACAGUUGUGACAGAAAGUAUAAGUGUCCUGAGUAGCAGGUCACACAGACUCAUCCAUUUAGCAAUAACAGCCCAGUAUUGUAAAUGAGAUCAUUGUGCUAUUCUUUGAAAGGUCUUAUACACUGGACUCUGAGGGGAGAUUUCUUAAGAUGGUUUGUCCUCUUGCUGGGUGCGAUACUGCAUGUACACACAUUCUACAUAUUCAGUCAGAUUUUGUCUGAUUAAAACAGAUUUUUCCUGCAAAGUUUAGUCCUAUGCAAAGGUUUGUGCAGCCCUCGACUUUUUGCACCUUUUAAUGUGCUACAGGAAAAGUGAUUUGCAUAUUUGUCUGAAAUCUACACAUAUCUCUCUGUUCUAGGCAACUUUUUAAAUAAAUCAAUACCAUGUAAAGUGUG
Messenger RNA from Xyrichtys novacula (pearly razorfish), 21174 nucleotides. NCBI's taxonomy places the organism in Eukaryota, Metazoa, Chordata, Actinopteri, Labriformes, Labridae. The record is from the annotation of a GenBank genome assembly.